Ramularia collo-cygni is the source of this 1650-nucleotide messenger RNA. RefSeq names its product related to maltose permease. The transcript has 3 exons. Gene Ontology annotation, cellular component: membrane. Gene Ontology annotation, biological process: transmembrane transport; carbohydrate transport. The coding region runs from base 1 to 1650 and encodes 549 amino acids. NCBI's taxonomy places the organism in Eukaryota, Fungi, Ascomycota, Dothideomycetes, Mycosphaerellales, Mycosphaerellaceae. The record is from RefSeq and is a predicted model, not a curated record. Gene Ontology annotation, molecular function: carbohydrate:proton symporter activity.
AUGCGCGAAACGUCCUUGGAGGAAGGCGAGACGCAGCCUUUUCUUCUCCGAGGUAGCAUCGAAGCACAAAAGCGAGACCAUUACGAAUCCAUCGAUGAGAUCAAUCUAGACAGUACAUUCAGUGGUCAACAAGAACAAAGUCUGUCGUUCUUGGAAGCCCUUCACUUGUACUCGAGCGCUCUAGGAUGGAGCAUCUUCUUCUCGCUCGGGGUCAUAAUGACCUCUUUCGACCAGCAGCUUGUUGGAUCGCUCUUCGCCACGCCUGCUUUUCAACGAGAUUUCGGAUAUGAAUAUCAACCCGGCAAAUUCGUUAUCCGAGCUUCAUGGCAAACUGCGCUGACCAUGUGUGGUCCUCUCGGACAAACCGUCGGUGCGUUUCUCGGCACAUAUCCCAUGGAAUGGUACGGGCGUAGGAAAACCCUUGCCGCGGCGGUUAUCCUGACCUCCGUGCUCCUUCUCUUCCAAUUCUUCGCGCGAUCAUUGUCCGUUCUAUUCAUAGGCGAACUCCUGGGUGGCACCGUACUAGGCGUAUACACAGUCAUCGCUCCCRCAUACGCCUCCGAGGUGUGUCCUCUUCCUCUCCGCGGCCUGAUUACUAGCUAUGUACAAGUUUGUUGGGUCACAGGCCAAUUGAUCGCCACGGGGAUCAUCGCCAGAACAGCCCGACUUGRCAACCACUGGGCUUACAGCGCACCCUUCGCCGAACAAUGGCUCUGGCCCGCUAUUGUUCUGAUCGGCUUGACUUUUGCGCCUGAAUCUCCCUGGUGGCUCGUAAGGCAAGGCCGCUACAUCGAUGCGGAGAAGUCUUUGCGGAGGCUCGCGAGUCCCAAGGUGGAUGUCAAAGCCACGCUCGCCGGAAUCGUUGAGACCGAUCGGUUGGAACAGGCCCUUGAGGCGGGAACCAACUACAAGGACUGCCUUCGCGGUACAAGCAGACGUCGCACGGAAAUCGCGAUUGGUGCAUAUAUGAUACAAAUUAUUUCGGGAAUCUAUCUUGCAAACUAUGUGACCUACCUCUUCACCCUCGCUGGUCUCUCCACCGAAACGGCGUUCAACAUAGGAAUUGGAUUUUCUGCCAUGGGAUUUGUUGGGGCGCUUGCUUCGUGGAUACCAAUGCUUUAUUUUGGACGUCGAAUGGUGUUUAACGCUGGUCUGUCUGCUCUGGUUGUACUCCUUCUCCUCGUUGGAAUCGUCGAUUGUUUGCCGGACUACGAUAACAAUCUGGCCUACGUCUGGACUCAAGGCGUGUUGCUAAUGGUAUGGAACUUCUGCUAUGGUAUAUCUGUUGGGCCUGUUGGGCUGGUCAUAGCUUGCGAGGUUUCUGCUACGAAGCUACGCACAAAGACUGUCGCGCUGGCAGCAGCUUCGCAGACAAUUGUUGGGGUUGGAAUGACGGUGGCAAUCCCGUAUCUGAUCAAUCCGGAUGAAUUCAACGCGCGUGGAAAGCUUGGAUUCUUCUUUGGCGGGUUUGCAUUGGUUGGCUUGGUUUGGUGCUACUUUCGCAUCCCAGAAACUGCCGGACGCACGUAUGAGGAUUUGGACAUCAUGUUUGGCCGUGCGGUCAGAACAAGGGAGUUCAAACAUUACGUUGUGGUGGAUAUGUCGCAGUCGCAUUCAAUGGAUAUGUUUUCUGAAGGCAGUAGGUUGUGA